AUGAAAACUAUUUGUACUAUAGUUGAAAUUAAUAUUGAAGGCUAUGAUAUUAUAAAUCAUCCUGGUCAGUCUACUCCAAUUACUUUUCUCUUUCAAAAAGAAACUUCUGUUGAAUCAAUACCAUUAACUUUUAUUGAAACAAUUAUAGUAACUGUUAAUAAAUCAAUAUCAGUAACUGUUAAUAAAUCAAUAUCAGUAACUAUUAAUAAAUCAAUAUUAGAAAAUGUUAAUAAUGAUAUACAAGAAAUUAGCAUUGAAGAUUUUUUACAAAAAUCUACACUAUCAAUAACUUCUAACAUAAAUGAUUUACAAGAAACUUCGAACAAUAAAAAUAAGUCUGCUAAAUUAAAUAAG
This is a messenger RNA of Scutellospora calospora, 354 nucleotides long. The record is from the annotation of a GenBank genome assembly. Lineage: Eukaryota; Fungi; Glomeromycota; Glomeromycetes; Diversisporales; Gigasporaceae.